Armigeres subalbatus is the source of this 1083-nucleotide messenger RNA. Its product is annotated as farnesol dehydrogenase-like. Lineage: Eukaryota; Metazoa; Arthropoda; Insecta; Diptera; Culicidae. The transcript has 2 exons. Bases 194 to 946 code for a protein of 250 amino acids. The record is from RefSeq and is a predicted model, not a curated record.
ACCACACUCAUUCAAUAACGCUUUUCAAUAGAGCUACUGAAUUGAUGCAUACAUUAAUUUAUCUUGUUAAAUUUUAUCAUUGUGAGUGAGCUACUGCCUCUGAUAACGGCGUUUGCUCCCACAGCAAUCACAUCGCAGACUAGAUUUCGUAAAUUUGUAAUCUCUGAUUCCAGUCUGCUGUACACCGUAGAGCAUGGAACGCUGGCAGGGUAAAGUGGCUAUCGUGACGGGUGCGAGCUCCGGCAUUGGUGCUGCCACGGUUCAGGAGUUGACAAAGGCUGGAUUGGUUACCAUUGGACUGGCCAGAAGAGUGGAACAAGUCGAAGCGUUGAAGGCAAACCUCCCGGUGGAAGCGGUCGCUAGACUACAUGCUUACAAAUGUGACGUUUCCAAAGAGAAAGAUAUUUUAGAAGCAUUUAAAUUUGUUGAGAAUACGUUCGGUGGCGUAGAUGUGCUUGUGAACAAUGCUGGUGUGUACCAAAAAGUUGGUCUGUUUGAAAAUGGGAACACAGCUGCCUUGAGGCAAUCGUUAGAUGUGAAUGUUUUAGGUCUGACAUUAUGCAGUAGAGAAGCAUUUUUUUCAAUGCAGAAAAGGGGCGUGGCAGGUCAUAUCAUUCAUAUCAAUAGUAUUGAAGGGCACUAUGUACCAUGUUAUCCUGGUGCCAACUUAUACCCUGCAAGUAAAUUUGCCGUAACAGCCAUUACUGAGACUAUGCGCAACGAAUUGAGGAAUUCCGGAACGAAAAUAAAAGUAACAAGCAUCAGCCCGGGGUUUGUUAGAACACCUAUGGUGGAUCUUUGCGAUGUUUACGCUAAUACCGAAACCAGCACGAUGCCAAUGCUACACCCAGAAGAUAUUGCUCAUGGUAUUCUAUACGCAUUGGGUACUCCACCACAUGUUCAAGUGCAUGAAUUGAUUAUUAAACCGGUUGGGGAGCCCGUUUGAAGUGACAUUAGAAAUAAAUUAAUCCUUUUAAUUAGAAAUAAUUUAUUUACUUGAUUUGGAACAAAAACAAAAUGUAAACAAAAUUACGAAUAUUAAAUGCAAUAGCAGAAAAGUAAUAAAUAGCACUCUUAAGAAGA